AAUGAGAAAUCUGUAACAUUUUGAUUUUAUGUUUAUCCAUGGAGGAGGAUGAACCCAGUAGAGGAAUGGUAGUUUGCUUCAAGAAAAAAACUCAGCUAGAAAACUGCACACCGGGUGAUACGCUUAACACCUUGAUUGAUGUAAAAUGUGAUGAAGUGAAACAAAAUGGUAAAUUUUCUGGACCUGAUCCCACAAAUUGUAAACUUGUUACACUAGACACAAACAGAAACGGUAUGAAAGAAGACUCUGUUAAAACCAAUACGGAGAUUAGUGUUGAGGACAAUCAUCUGAUUGAACAGAGUUCAGCUGUUAAUGUUGUUGUAAGAACUCCAAAAAGUGCAGAGGAUGACACUCAGCGUAAUCUUUUUACUAACAGGCUGACGUGCUUUGGUCCCCGAGUGGUUUCUAUUCUUUUAUGUAUAAUAACAGUACAACUUAUUGUUCUAAUAGUCCUACUUUAUCUCUUGUUCUCAUUUGGGCAUUCCAGUAUUGGUCCCAAUUCUGGAUACAGAGAUGACCCAGACUUCAGAGAUUUCAGUAAAGACAUGGUGGAGCAUAUUGAUCAUGCUCAUUCAUUUAUUGCAAAGCCAAGAUGCUUUUCAAUGUGUGAGUCCCCUGAUAUUUUUUACAGAGAUGAUAAACUGAUAAAAACAGUUGUGACUUUCACUGCUCAGGGCAAACUGAAAUUCCAGCCUGGAAGGUAUUACAUGUUCUUAUUUCCUGAUCCUCCGAUGUUCACGGAAACAGAAGUUGGUAGUCCACUUUAUCUAACACCUUUAAUCAAAAGUGGAUUAAUAGAAAAAGCAAGAGAGGUGUCACUUGUUACGGAACUGCCUAUUCUAAGCACCCUCGAAUCUUACUCUGGUUUCAUCACAGUAAAUGAAGACAAUAAUUCGAACAUGUUCUUUUGGUUUUUCCCUGCCCAGUCAGGAAACACCUCAGCUCCAGUCAUUGUAUGGCUUCAGGGAGGUCCUGGAUCUACUGGUCUUUUUGGACUACUUAAGGAGCAUGGGCCUAUUUUAGCAGAUGUGGAUCCCACGGGAAUGCCUUUUGUAAAAGAAAACCCUUACAGCUGGACAAAGAGUUACAGUGUCAUUUAUGUUGAUAAUCCUGUUGGGACUGGAUUCUCAUUCACAGAGCAUAUUUCUGGAUACCCAAACUUUGUUGAAAACUCUACUGAAGAUCUUUACGACUUCCUUCAACAGUUCUACAAAAUGUUUCCGGAGCAACAGUCCAAUUCUUUUUAUAUUUUUGGAGAAAGCUAUGGGGGAAAGUAUGCCCCUCAGCUUGCCUACAAAAUACACAAUGAAAAUGAAAACCUUAAGGAGGGGAACAUUAAAAUAAACUUAGUUGGAGUUGGAAUUGGAAAUGGUUGGAUGAGUCCUGCAGAUCAGGGUAGAUAUGCAAACUAUCUUCAUUACCAUGGGUUACUGGAUAAACAACAGCUGACCAAAUUAAAUGGGAUUGAUGAUAAAAUUGUCAACCUUAUUACAUCUGAAAACUUUGAUGAAGCAUGGAGAGCAUCAGAUGAGCAGUUGGAUUUUAUACUAUCAUCACUGAAUUACAGUAAUCUCUAUGAUAUGACCAAGGAUCAAUAUCGCCCUUCAACCAUGAACUUUUGGUUCUGGGUUGAACAAAUGGAAGUAAGAAAGGCUUUACAUGUUGGAAAUCAAACUUUCAGUGAUGGAUUGGAUAUUUAUAUGUCUAUGGUUGGAGAUACAAUGCGUUCUAUUAAACCUAUAAUGGAGUCAAUUCUUCCAAACUACAAGGUUUUAGCUUAUCAUGGAGCAAUGGAUAUCAUUUGUCAUUAUAAUGGAGCUGAAGAAAUGUUUAGUACUUUGUCCUGGAAUGGAACAGAUGAAUUUCAGCAGUCAACAAGAAAGUCUUGGUGGGCAUUCAAUGAUGAAACAUCUGGGUAUGAUUUGGCUGGGUACUAUAAAAAAGGGGGAAAUCUGAAUCUUUUCUUAAUCAGAAAUGCAGGUCACUCUGUUCCUUUGAAUCAACCACUAUGGGCAUUCAGGAAUUUAUUCAUAAAUCCUCUUUUCUCUUUUCUCUUCGAAAUUUGCAAUUUUCAUCUACUGUUUAAGAAUUUAGUGCAGUACCGUCCAGCUAGUCAAGGAUCACCCUGCCCACCCCUCUAUCCACCAACAUACAGUAUGGAACAAAAUAACAGCUGUGUCAAGGAGGAGCAGCAUAAUUCUGCGUAGGAACACUAGCAGACCUCUGUUUCGAGAACAGCAGCAAAAUAUGUUUAAAGUUUAGCAACAUGCCUCUGCUUAAAACUGAGCAACUUCUCUGUUUAGAGAGCAGCAGCAUAUCUUUGCUUAAAUUGGAGCAGCAUACCUCUGCUUAACACGGGGCAGUUUUUCUGUUUAAAAAGCCACAGCAUAUAUUUAGUGGAGCAUCAUAACUCUCUUUCAUGCAGGAGCAGCAUAACUUUCCUCGAUGAAAUGAGCAUAUUUGCUGAUAGAACAGCAAACCUUUAACCUACGAUGAGUCGCAUUAAAGAGAGUGUUCGCGGAAAAUGAAAGGGGGUAUAGGCUUACGGCGAUAAAUAAUCGCUUCUGAUCGCUACU
Messenger RNA from Eurytemora carolleeae, 2576 nucleotides. Its product is annotated as venom serine carboxypeptidase. The record is from RefSeq and is a predicted model, not a curated record. Gene Ontology annotation, molecular function: serine-type carboxypeptidase activity. Gene Ontology annotation, biological process: proteolysis. Bases 39 to 2207 code for a protein of 722 amino acids. NCBI's taxonomy places the organism in Eukaryota, Metazoa, Arthropoda, Copepoda, Calanoida, Temoridae. The transcript is spliced from 20 exons.